This is a messenger RNA of Rattus norvegicus (Norway rat), 1496 nucleotides long. It is a transcript of the gene Smagp, whose product is annotated as small cell adhesion glycoprotein. NCBI's taxonomy places the organism in Eukaryota, Metazoa, Chordata, Mammalia, Rodentia, Muridae. The transcript is spliced from 4 exons. The record is from RefSeq and is marked provisional. The coding region runs from base 58 to 351 and encodes 97 amino acids. Gene Ontology annotation, cellular component: plasma membrane; cytoplasmic vesicle membrane.
GCCCGCCGGUCGGACUGGAAAGAUCUGACCCUCUGAGAUAGUCUGCCCUCAGCCACGAUGAACAACCUACCGGCCACACCUUCUCCUGAAGAACUGAUGACCACGCCGGUUUUUCAGGCCCCUGAGACAAUGUCCCCACAAGCUGAAGAGGCCAGCACAGCACUCAUUGCAGUUGUUAUAACCGUGGUGUUCCUUACCCUGCUCUCAGUGGUGACCUUGAUCUUCUUUUACCUGUACAAGAAUAAAGGCAGCUACGUCACCUAUGAGCCUGCAGAAGGGGAGCCCAGCGCCAUCCUCCAGAUGGAGACUGACUCAGCCAAGGGCAAAGAGAAGGAAGAGUACUUCAUCUAAUGAUCCCCAGACUGGAGGGGCCAGUUCCUGGCUCCAACACUGAGACACUGCCUCUGUAGUUAGGGAAUGUAAAGUGGAAUUGAGUGAUACAGGCAAAUUCACUCACCUCCCAGGACACAGCCCCCAAUACCGGCAUCACUGACUCCAGGCUCCAGAGACACGGAGAGAGCUGCUCAUGACGUUGGGCCUUGGUAAGGACAGGACAAAAACUGGCCAACAAAGUGGGGCUGUGCCCGAGUUGGAAGUGAGGUCACAGGCUGGUUGAUGUCCCCUCCCUAGUUGCCUAGCAAUAACCCCAGUGUAGCUAUCUAGUCUUCCUGGAGGCUGGAUACCACAAGAAGGGGUCAGGCCAGGGUGGAUAGGAGUCUGAGAAUGUUACUGUCUUUGUUUGAUCUGAGCCCCACCGUUCCCCCAACAGUCUUAAACUAACACUGUUUUUAUCCAAAUUAAACUUAUUAUAAAAGUAAGAUUUUCAUUUACAAGAACUAAAUUUUUCCUUGGUUUGCUUAAGCUUUGUACAGCAUUUUUCUCUUGCAUGUUUAACUCACCUGCUUGUGUUAUCUCAGUAAGAAAGUGUAAUGGAGUUCUGCAGGUCCUGGAACUAACUCAUCAGGAGCUGGGAAUGAGGACAGCCAGGAGGUUUGUCCCAAGAUGAACAUCACCCAAAACACAUGAAAAAUAAGUUGGUUUGUUCUUAAUCCUGGCAAGGACCACAAUCUCCCAGAUCCCGUGUAUGUAUGGACAGAGCCAAGAAAGACCUGGCCUUCAAUGCCAUUGUAAAGCUUUUCCCCUUGAGACAGGGUUUCUCCGUGGUGCCCCGCCUGUCCUGGAACUUGCUCUGUAGACCAGACUGGCCUCAAACUAACAGACCUGCCUACCUCUGCCUCCUGAGUGCUGGACUACAGUUGUGUGUGGGUCACCACAGCCAGCAUCACUUUCAUUUCUGAGUUUACAUUUUGAGUCCAGAAUCAUCUCUAGUGGAACUCAUGAGAGCAGUCAACCUAGACUGGCAGAGCUGCAUUUACUUCAAAGACAUAUUAAAGAAACCGCACGGGAGCACUGGUUUCUGGGUGGGAUGUAAAAGGCAUGACACAUGGAGAAAGCCUUCUGAGCACAUUCUAAGUAAAGAAUGCUGGAGUGAGGUG